AUGGGCCGCUACAUUGAAUACCAAGUUAUCGGCCGUAAACUCCCCACUGCGGCUGAGGAGACCCCCAAGCUGUACCGCAUGAGGAUCUUUGCUCCCAAUGAGGUCGUAGCCAAGUCCCGCUUCUGGUACUACCUUCGCCAAUUGAAAAAGGUCAAGAAGGCCACUGGAGAGAUUGUCUCUGUCAACAAGAUCUCCGAAAAGUCGCCGUUGAGGAUCAAGAACUUUGGUGUCUGGCUCCGCUACGAUUCUCGCUCUGGUACCCACAACAUGUACAAAGAGUUCCGUGAAUUGUCGCGCGCCGACGCAGUACACGCAUUGUACCAAGACAUGGCGGCCCGCCACCGUGCCCGAUUCCGGUCGAUCCAGAUCUUGCGCGUGCAGGAGAUCACCAAGGCGUCGGACAUCCGUCGUGCAUACAUCAAGCAGCUCGCAGAACCCAAGCUCAGGUUCCCCUUGCCUCAUCGGGUGUUCAAAGCCAGGAGCAAGUUUGUUGCCAACAGGCCCGCGACUUUCUAA
Messenger RNA from Rhizoctonia solani, 516 nucleotides. Its product is annotated as ribosomal proteins 50S-L18Ae/60S-L20/60S-L18A. The record is from RefSeq and is a predicted model, not a curated record. The coding region runs from base 1 to 516 and encodes 171 amino acids. Lineage: Eukaryota; Fungi; Basidiomycota; Agaricomycetes; Cantharellales; Ceratobasidiaceae. Gene Ontology annotation, biological process: translation. Gene Ontology annotation, molecular function: structural constituent of ribosome. The transcript is spliced from 4 exons. Gene Ontology annotation, cellular component: cytosolic large ribosomal subunit; ribosome.